Orussus abietinus is the source of this 2115-nucleotide messenger RNA. Its product is annotated as MAPK regulated corepressor interacting protein 2. NCBI's taxonomy places the organism in Eukaryota, Metazoa, Arthropoda, Insecta, Hymenoptera, Orussidae. The record is from RefSeq and is a predicted model, not a curated record. Bases 294 to 620 code for a protein of 108 amino acids. The transcript is spliced from 4 exons.
AUACGUGUCCGUGCGUGUCCGUUUCGCGAACGGAAGGCGGUGACAAGUGGUGACAGGCGCACUGGCAGUUGUUGGCAGGCGCAAGCAAAUAACCUAGAAGCAACCGCCCUUCAGUCGAUUAUUCUGACGAAUUGAGAACGCGGAGGCACGGCGACGAUCGCAGGGCGAUUUGAGUUAAGCUUCGUUCCCCUGGUUCUUGUUCACCACGUCGAGUGGCCUAGUAAUCAGUCACGACGCCCCGGGGACCAGAAUUAGUUAGAUCGGCUAGCCGAGGAUUCCAGGAAAACCCCACAAUGAGUACAAACGGGAGAACUCAAAUGACAGCGGUGAACGACAAGAGGCCUGCACCACCACCGCCCCGUACGCAGCCAGAGUCUUCGCCUCAGCAUUUUGACCUAAUUAAAUACAUUUAUGCCUCUUGGAAUUCAGUGUCCAGAGAGCUGGAUACGUGUCACGAACAACCGAAAGGAGAUUCGUCGGAUUACAGGACAGGCGCUACUGUUACAUACUACCGGGAGCAUGAACCGAACCCAAAACUCAAAGACUUCGAGCCGUUCGAUCUGGAAGCCUGGUGGGGUCAGCGGUUCGUUCAGAGGUUCACGAGGAACAGAAGUUCCUAGUGCCGAACAUUGAUAAGAAGUUGAAUGGGAUUCCCAGUCGCUCCAUGGAAUGUUCUUGUUUAUUUAUGGAAGGAAUUUAAGCUAUAGGGAAUGCGGUCGCUACUUUUAUGGCGGAACUGGAAAAAAAAAUGUACGAAUCUAUUCCUUUUUCUAGACGCAAGUGCUUUUGACUUUGGGAUGCACGAUCCGUCUCCAAAGGUUUAGCUUCUUAGUAGCACCGUACAACCCUCUGCCAAGAAAACAGAAUCCGACUCUGAUCGAGAGACCUUGAACGUAAUGCAAAGUGAUUCGUAGUGCGAGGGAAGGUGGGGGUUUCUUUGUCGGUCUUUACAGGGAAUUUUGCAAGAUUUUUCAUAAUCGAUGGCUUAUCGUUGACUUCACUCGAAGGAUCAAGACACGGUUAUCGAUAAGGUACUAUCCAGUAAUGUUUUUAAUGACGAACAACAAUUGCAAAUGGCGUAUCUGUGGGAACUCCUUUCUUCUUCCCCGAUGUCACGGAGACCAUGGACCGUUGUCAUCUUGCCAGAGACUCGACGCAGCGAAAAUAAUCGGCGCUGCUUUCCAGAAAUCCAGGAUUUUCUCUGGGAUCGAAGAAGCAGCUGGCUCGUUCGAUCUCUUCGCCUCGGAGUUGAGCUACGGUGCGUUCGAGCGAGCGAAGAUUUAUCUUGAUGGCACGUUUCUCGCCGUUCGACAUCUGGCGUACAUAAAAUUGGGGUGAAAGGAGGAAAUGUAAAGGAGGCCAAUUCCAUCGCCCUGAGACCCUUAGGUUGUAAUAUUUAACUGCGGUUAGAAUAAAAGGAAGAAUUGAGAUUACACUAUUGGCCGAGUAAACGAAAAGUUUCAAGGAGUCAAUUAAAAGUUCGUGUACCGAGGUUUUUCAAAUUCAAAUAGACACUCUUUUAGCACCGGGAAUGACAUUCCUGACAGUUCGAAAGUAUGUCAAGAAUUAAUCUCAAAGCUUUGAAGCGGUUCAACGAUUUUAGCGUCGUAACGAGAUUGACGUCUCCGCUGCGUAGAUUAUAAGAAAUUUAUAGAGUCGUAAAUAUUCCAGGAACAGCUUAUAUGUGUUAACGAUGUUAAUACCAGGGCCUCUCAGCUUUUUACCGAGAAGUUAGAUUUCAGUGAAAAAUAGGAAUUCGAAGAAUAUCGUAGUUCUACAUUUUCCGAUCAUCACCGUAAGUGACACUUUUAUCAGCUUCGACCAGGUUCUUUUAUUAAUUAGGGGAGGCGGAAUAACGCAAAAAGAGGGAUCAAAGCUCAAAAGCGUCGCUUAUUGCGUUAGACACGACCCAUCUGAAAUUGAAUCUCCCAUUUUAACAUAUUCCCUGCGAGUCCUGCGACCCCUCCCGGAGAUAAAAUCUUCGCCUCGGAUAGAUCAUUUCAGUGUCGCAAUAAAUUUUAUAGCGGAGUACUCGUUUAGAGGAGAGCACGUUUUAUCCAAUUUUUCGAUUUACACUUCACGUUAAAUGAAAUAAAAUCGACGCUGGUAACAGUA